This is a messenger RNA of Phytophthora megakarya, 303 nucleotides long. The record is from the annotation of a GenBank genome assembly. NCBI's taxonomy places the organism in Eukaryota, Oomycota, Peronosporomycetes, Peronosporales, Peronosporaceae.
AUGCCAAAUCUUGUCAUCUCGAAGGUGAAGUCGACGACAAGAAGAGCGGACUCUCUUCGGGUGUUGGUUGACUCGGGCGCGUCGAACAACUUUGUUCGACAGCAACGUCUACCCUUGUUGGACUUCGAGGAGAAGCAUGUGCCUCGAAGUCAGUUGGAAGUACGAUUGGCAACGGGCGCUAUCGUAAAGACCGAGAAGCGCGUUAUUCGCGCACACUUCUCGCACAAACACCGGAUGUUUGUGGAAGAACUUAUCGUCCUGGACUUGGACGACAAGUUCGACACGGUGUUGGGCAUGCCGUAG